This is a messenger RNA of Gopherus evgoodei (Goodes thornscrub tortoise), 3475 nucleotides long. Its product is annotated as probable N-acetyltransferase camello. The transcript is spliced from 2 exons. Lineage: Eukaryota; Metazoa; Chordata; Testudines; Testudinidae. Bases 1494 to 2480 code for a protein of 328 amino acids. Gene Ontology annotation, molecular function: N-acetyltransferase activity. The record is from RefSeq and is a predicted model, not a curated record.
CAUUGCUUGUGGUUGUGCGCUCUGUGCCGCGGGGUAAGGUAUUGCCUGCUCUGGAGGGGGCACGUUUCCUGCACUCCUGCCCCUCGGUAAUACAACCGGCUACACCCAGACACUUGUCCAGCAGCUAAUAACACCGGGGCUCAAUUCUUUCUCUUCUGUAGCACACAUAAGUGUGCCAGGCACUUCACAGGAAACAGGCGACUGGUUCCUGGGCUGAGGCACUCAGCCAGCCCUGGGUCAGCAUAGCAGACCCUUGUGAGUCUGACUGAGGUCCCUGCAACUCUGCAUUGGUUCACGGGUCCAUGGGUCUGAUUGGGGCCUAAAUGCUCUGGGACCCUGCCCUUUCAAAUGUAACCCCUUCCUUACUGUUGCAUUAACGAGGGGGCUGCUUAUUUGCAUUUCACUGCUGUUUUUUGAACAAGGUGGGGAAAGAGAGCAAAUGCUGAGCCCCGUUGCUCCCCCCAGUGGAGUGUGAGGUUCUUAUUGUAACUGCAGUGUCCCAGCCUGUACGAACCCCCGUUCUGUGCCAGGUUUCCGAGUCCAGCUCUCACUUCUCUGGGUGGAAAGCCACUGGCGGCUUUGUGGGGUGUGGGGGAAGGGAUGUGUGUUCAGAGCUGCCGAAACUUUUCCACACGCCCCCCGUUGGCUGAGCUCAGGCGUGGAGACCCGUAGGAAGUCCCGUGGGAGUGAGAUCCAGAGGUGGGGGGUUCUUUCUUGGGGAGGUCUUGCAACCUUAACUGUGAUACUUGCAAACUCCCCCCAUAAGAGUGCAGGUUUGAACCUGGCUUAUGUUCUGCUUCUAGACACUAAUCGAGCACUGGUUGCUGCCCCACCUAGGCCCCUGCGGUGGGGAUGGAGCUCUAGCUGAUCAGGUGGGGUUUAUUAUGGGAGACAAGGAGCCUUCUGGAAUUGUUCCCCUUUCUCUCCCUUCCCUAGACCUCGUUCUCUGGCUCUGUGUUGUGGCUGUGCGCUCCCUUUCUCCCAGGGUGACCCCACCGAGUCUGUCCCGGGCCUCUCCCAGAGGGCAGCUGUCACUCGAACCAUGGGAGGUGCUAAUAUAACCCUCCUUGCACCUACAGCACUUUCAGCCCUGGGGCAAACGAGAGGGAGAAUGUGGAUCCCCAUUGGGAUCACGCUGCCUGUAGCCCACCUGGGGGUUCUGGAUGAGGACGUUUUAGGGCAGGGGUAGUCAAGAGCAGACCACAGGCCAAAUCUGGACUGCCAGACGCUUCUGAAUGGGCCUCAAAGGUCAAAUGGGCUGAAGCAGAGCUGGGGCUGCGUGUGCAGUGCCGUGUCUGCUCCCCAGUGCAGGGCCCCCCAGCAGGCAGCUGGGCUGGGUUGCAGGGUGCAGUGUCCCCAGGGGGCUGCCCCCACCAGCUCUCUCUGCUGCCGGCCAGCAGCAGCACAGGCACUGGCAUCCGGGCCCAGAGAGUGGGGCAGCGGGAGCCUCUCUGGGUGGGGAGCUGGCAGGUGAGUGGGGAGUUAUAUUCCUGAUGUCUCAGUCCUGCAAUGGGCAAAGCCUGAGGCUGGCUCUGACUCUGAGGAAUGAGCAGUUGCUUUUCUCUGUCACUUCAGUCACCCUCCCAUUCCCUCUGCUCAUUGGCCUCUUCCCCCGAGCUCACUGUCCCCCACUCUCUUCUGUUUUUGUGGGGACAGUGAGAAUUUCAGUGUCCUGUCACCUUCAGGGAGUGUCUGUCUGUCACGGUCACACCUUGUCUGUUUUCCCCCCCGCUCCAUGUGAGAGGAGAGGAACUGAGGCUCCAGUCCAUUGCCUUUCCCAGCUCAGAUACAAAUCGGGGACAGAACAGGGCACCAUGGCAGACUAUCGGAUCCGCAAGUACAGAGACGAGGACUAUGAGGUGGUGCGCGAGCUGUUUGCCACUGGGAUGAGCGAGUACGUCCCCGCCCUGUGCGUGCACGUGCUAAAGCAGCCCUGGGUGAUCCUAGUACUGGCCUGCACCUUCUGCAUCCUGCUCACCAGCUCCAAGUCCCUCCUGCUGCCCAUCCUGGCCAUCACGCUGCUCCUGGCUACAGGGCGGCAGCUGCUUGGCUACUUCUGGACCAUGUAUAUUGAGCACUGCUUGAAGGAGGACCUGCUGGACAUCAAGACGACUUACAUGGGUAGCAAGGACUCCUGCUUCUGGGUGGCAGAAGCAGAUGAGUGUGUGGUGGGCACCGUGGCUGCCAGGCCAUCUGACGAUCAGGAGGGGGAGCUGAUGCUGAAGCGGAUGUCGGUGCGAAAGGACUACCGGGGGCUGGGCGUUGCCAAGGCGCUGUGCCAGGCAGUGAUCUGCUUCGCCCAGCAGCAGGGCUGUCACGCUGUGGUGCUGAACACCCUGAUGGUGCAGGAUGAGGCCCGCCUGAUGUAUGAGCACGUGGGCUUCGCGAAGUACCAUGACGAUGUGCUGCCCACCGUCUAUGGGAGACUGGCCAACGUCACCAUCUCCAAGUACAGGUACAGCGUCCCCCGCAGGAGCUGACUCUGCUCUGCUGCCAAGGGCUGGAACCAGUAUCUCCUGUUCCCUCGCCCCGGAGCAUACAGAGUGCAGAGGGUGAGACGUAGCUGACUGGUCAUCUUGCAGAGUGCUCCCCUGAAGGAAGUGGUGUCUCGCUCUUACUGGCCUAUGCUACCGAUGUCUCAUUGCUCUGUGCAGUGGGGGAGAGCCGACCGGAUCCACUUUGGCCUGUUGCCUGGCUGCCUUCUCAAGGCGCAGACUGUGUGUUUCCCAGGGAGCUGGCCUGACAGACACACCGACAUUGUCCUGCUGACCUCUGGCCUUGUCUGCACCAAGGGCUGGGAGCUGGGCCCGGUGCGUUCAAGGCCUUCUCAGUACACUGCCUUGAUGCAGCAGUUCAGACAGGUUCCUCAGGCUGAGCGUUCUGGGCUCUGUUGUAGUCUGCGUGCACAGGAAACUCGCCCAGCCUCGGCAGGGAGGUUUCCAUGCUCACCACUGGGACGGGAUGACUGCAGGGUGGAUUGUGGUGAGAUGCUGGUAAAUCACUGGUUCAAACCCAGGUCACGUGGGUGGAUUCAACGCCAUUCCCGUGUGCAUUGUGUUCUUUCAGUAGCCUUUGAGGAGACCAAGCUGUCUUGGGGUGGGGUAUCACGGCUGGAUCUAACUGGAUGGGGUGUCAUCAUCACCGUCAGAAGCCCUAGACUGAGUGGACCGUGGGGACUGAAGUCCCGUCCUGUUUGGAGGAACCUCUUUGUAAGCAGAACCUGUCUCCACCCCUGCUGAAAGAAGGUUCAUCCAGCCUUUCUUCCUAGCAUCAAAUCCACCUAGAAAUCUGAACAGGCGUUUGUGUCGUUCUCCCCAGCAGGCUGCCUGUGGGCCGGAGUCCCUCCAUCUGGCACUCAGCUGAGCAUGCUGCCUAAGCAGCGGCUCCAGGGCUGGGAGUGUCAGCUGUGGGCCAGUGCUGCGUUGCCGUAGUGUUGGUGGUGUGGCACUUUGGUGAAUAAAGAAAUUGCUACAUC